UCAUGAAAUGUACCAAUCAAGACUCCAAUUAAUUACAAAUACGAAAUUCCACGUGAUUUUACUCUCCCUUAUUCGUUGAGAUUGAAACAAAUAGAUAGGCCUCAUGUCACUUCAGCUCUCAUGGAUUUUCCCAGCAAUUCAUCUAGAUCGAGUUCUUUAACAAUUGGAGAACGGAUCUGCGCAGCGCUAUUUCCAUUGGCUGCAAUCAUUGAGGUUUUGAUAUACGCGGUGAGCAAUUGCUUUGAAUACAAACCUCGCUUUAAGAGACAUUCUACUUGCCGUUUCAGUGAUUUAGCUCGCCUUUCUCGAGAAUCUCGAUUUACUAUCAAUGAAAUCGAGGCAUUAUAUGAGCUCUAUAAAAAAUUGAGCUGUUCUAUUAUCGACGACGGAUUGAUUCACAAGGAAGAACUUCAAUUAGCAUUGUUCCAAACUCCCUACGGCGAGAAUCUGUUCCUAGACAGGGUUUUUGAUACUUUUGAUGAAAAGAGAAAUGGUGUCAUCGAGUUUGAGGAAUUUGUUCAUGCGCUUGAUGUGUUCCAUCCCCAUGCCCCUAUUGAAGAAAAAAUUGAUUUUGCAUUUAGGCUGUAUGAUUUGAGACAAACUGGAUUUAUUGAGAGAGAAGAAGUUAAGCAAAUGGUGAUCGCUAUUUUGCUGGAAUCUAAUGUUAGAUUGCCGGAUCAACUUCUUGAUGAUAUCAUAGAUAAGACGUUUGCUGACAUCGAUGCGGACAAGGAUGGUAAAAUCAACAAAGAUGAAUGGAAAGAGUUUGUGUUAAACCAUCCAUCGCUAUUGAAGAAUAUGACUCUUCCUUAUCUAAAGGACAUAACCACUGUAUUUCCAAGUUUUGUUUUCAAUACCGAGGUUGAGGAUUGAAUCUCAAGCAUUCAUUAGCCUCUCCAGACGUGACGUUUAACAGCUUGGGUCAUACAAAACUGCCUUCUCCAGCCAAUCAAGGGAUUUUGAUUGAAGCUUUCAUAUCACAAAAUUUAUAAGAUCGUGUAGCUGAAGCAAGCCGCGUAAGAUCUUCAUAUCGGAUGCCUGCCAAUUGCAUAGCAGACCAUUUCAUUUUGUUGGUCUACUCAAUAUUUUUCUGUACAGUGAGAAGAAAAGCAUUUCUAUAUCGAUCUGUUUAGCUUACAUCCUUCGUUUCAUUUCUUGGGGCACUCAGAUAUUUGUUGUCAUUGUAAAUUAUCUCUAUUCAUAUAUUGAUAUGUUUUCUCGUUCA
Molecule: messenger RNA, 1225 nt
Organism: Mercurialis annua (annual mercury)
Lineage: Eukaryota; Viridiplantae; Streptophyta; Magnoliopsida; Malpighiales; Euphorbiaceae
Product: calcineurin B-like protein 10
Exons: 9
Coding region: 121-873 (250 amino acids)
Biological process (GO): calcium-mediated signaling
Molecular function (GO): calcium ion binding; kinase binding
Source: RefSeq, a predicted model, not a curated record